AUGUUCAGACCGACCGCCCCUCUGUCGGGAGGCUUACUAUGGAAAAUCCCGUGGCGCAUCUCAUCCAUGCAAAAAGCGCGUCAGCGAAAACGAUUAAGAGCAGUCGAUAAGGUCGUCGACACAGUCAGCAUGGCGUUACAGAAGAAUGGCUGCGUGACAGCGAAAGCCGUGGAGAGAUGGUACCAGGAGAUGCCCCGAGAGGAAGAGAUGCUGCCAAAGGACAAAUACACCAUCUUUGACCGCAAGGAGAAGAAAUAUAGGAAGGGCAUCCACAAGCUGCCCAAAUGGACGAGAGUCAGCCAGCGGCUCAACCCACCAGGUUUCUAA
Messenger RNA from Cladophialophora yegresii CBS 114405, 327 nucleotides. RefSeq lists its product as uncharacterized. The record is from RefSeq and is a predicted model, not a curated record. Gene Ontology annotation, molecular function: structural constituent of ribosome. The coding region runs from base 1 to 327 and encodes 108 amino acids. The transcript has 3 exons. Lineage: Eukaryota; Fungi; Ascomycota; Eurotiomycetes; Chaetothyriales; Herpotrichiellaceae. Gene Ontology annotation, cellular component: mitochondrial large ribosomal subunit.